AGUUUUAUUUGAAGUUUAAUUCAUUUUACUUGAUGUUUAUGACAUUGUCAUUGUAAAAAUAUAUGAAAGUAUCAAUCAUAUCAUCUUUUUAUUUUCGAAAUGCGUUGUUAGUUUUUUAUCAUAUUAAAUAUUGAUUAUCUAUCACUUCAUAACUCUUGUAUUAGGUGUUUUUUAUUUUCACAGUGUAAUUCUAUAUAUUAUUAUAAAUUGCAUUUUAUACUAUUUAUGGUAAGUUAUGGCUGAUCCUCGUAUUAAAACCCUAAAAAUUAAGACAGGCGUUGUUAAAAGAUUGACUAAGGAAAAACUUAUGUACAUUAAAGAAACCGAACAACAACUGGAAAGAGUGGAGCAACUUAAAAAGUCUGGAAGUGAUGAAAGUAACAUUAAGAAACAAGAAGAAGUUCUAAGAGAAUCACAAAUGAUGGUACCAGAUACACAACGAAGACUAAAAGCAGCAUAUGAAGAUUUAAAAAGUACAAUUGCUGAUUGUGAAGAACUAAAAGAUUCAGAAGAUUUUUUGAUUGCUGAAAAUUUUUUAGCUGAGGCUGAAAAAGAAAUUAAAUAAUUUUAUCUU
Daktulosphaira vitifoliae (grape phylloxera) is the source of this 574-nucleotide messenger RNA. RefSeq names its product tubulin-specific chaperone A-like. Lineage: Eukaryota; Metazoa; Arthropoda; Insecta; Hemiptera; Phylloxeridae. The record is from RefSeq and is a predicted model, not a curated record. Gene Ontology annotation, biological process: post-chaperonin tubulin folding pathway; tubulin complex assembly. The transcript is spliced from 2 exons. Gene Ontology annotation, molecular function: beta-tubulin binding. Gene Ontology annotation, cellular component: microtubule cytoskeleton; cytosol. The coding region runs from base 236 to 565 and encodes 109 amino acids.